AUGAAUGCCCAGCUGCUAAAUCCUUUCGCUCGUGAUACGCCAGAGCGCAUUGAGAGCUCGCUUGAAAAUGCGAGCGCUACGUGCCUCGCCUUCAAUCGUGGCCGAGGCCUGUUUGCGGGUCAGUACCUGGCAGUCGGGCGCUCGGAUCACUAUGUUGCGAUCUAUGACCUAGAGCUGCGGACCAUACUGCGGUGGUUCCUUGGUCAUGUGAAGCCGAUCACGUCCGUGAGCUGGUCUCCGUAUGGACGCUACCUGGCCUCUUCUUCACUCGAUUGGAACGUCAAUAUUUGGGAUUUACGUCAUGGACCGGCCAAGUGUGUGAGAACCCUCAGAUUCACGGCUCCUGUCCUGCAAGUGCAAUUCUCACCUAGCUCAAGCAGAACACUUCUUGCCGUACUCGAGUCGCGUGAAGCGUUCUUAGUCCGCUUUCCUUCAUGGGAGGACGUGCAGAGUACGACCAUGUCGACCGAGCCACGUCGUAUUGCAUUGCAUGGUACGCCAGACACGAGCGCUGCAUGCUUUACACCUGAUGGUCUUUGGAUUCUCACUGGUUCUGUGAAAGGGGUUAUACGUCUCGUCAAUGGACAAGACGGGCGCCUGGUGCAUGAUCUACCUUGUCAGAUUGGCGCGUCCAUGAUUCGAGAAAUAGUCUUGGACGAACAGUCGCGGCAUGUCGCUGUGAACAUGAAUGACCGGACUGUUCGGACUCUACGCGUGACGUAUAAUGAUGGAUGUGAGAUGCCGACAGGUCUCACGCCCACUCACAAGUUUCAGGAUUUGGUGAGUCGAACUCCCUGGAGCGGCAUUGGAUUUAGUCGUGGUGCAGAGUAUGUCAUUGGUGGCGCAGCGCAGGAUCCAACUCACAACAUCUACAUCUGGGAUAUGGACGCAGGCGUCCUGGUCAAAAUCCUCGAGGGUCCGCGAGAGCCGCUUGUGUAUGCAUGUUGGCAUCCUAUCAAGCCACUGAUUGCUUCUAUUGCAUCAUUUGGUGACGUAUACUUGUGGUCGACGAAGACCAACGAAAUUUGGAGUGCGUAUGCACCGGGCUUCGAAGAACUCGAGAAGAACGUGGAAUACGACGAGCCAGAGAAUGAAUUCGACCUGGACGAAGAGACCGACGAUACGCGCCAACGGCAGGAGGAAGCGGACAGGAUAGAUCUGUUCGCCAACGGACCCGUUCCUGACACGUCGCUACCGCCCACAGGCGUCGCGACGGACCUGACACGCACGCAUUCUACCUUAGCAGCCGAGCUGCGUCCUACUGCGGUAUGGUCGCCGGACAUGUUUCGAGAUGAUGACGAUCAAGUCGCAUUCAUAAUUCCUCCAUUGCUGGAGGACUAUACCUUGGACGAAGACGUAAAAGAAUAA
Molecule: messenger RNA, 1368 nt
Organism: Malassezia restricta
Lineage: Eukaryota; Fungi; Basidiomycota; Malasseziomycetes; Malasseziales; Malasseziaceae
Product: COMPASS component SWD1
Exons: 1
Coding region: 1-1368 (455 amino acids)
Cellular component (GO): Set1C/COMPASS complex
Molecular function (GO): protein binding
Source: RefSeq, a predicted model, not a curated record